AUGGAGUCCCUUAGCACGGUCGAGGCGUAUCCGAGAAGCUCAGGCACCCAGACGGCGGUCGUGUUGAUGCUAUCUACAGUCCGUGUGUCGGGGUCCACGCUUCCCGUCGUAGCUAUGGUUGCCGAGCUCCUCGGUCUCACUCCUUGCAACCUCGUGCCCAACAUCCGCAGCAUAGACUGCGCGCCCAGGGGAGAAAAACGCACAGAGAAGCACAAGCACGAUGUGAAGCCAUCCAAACGGCAAGGUGUAGAUGGAAAGCGCGGCGCCGCCCACGGUUCGGCUGGCCAGAAGAUGCCUCGGAGAUCGGAGCCGCGCGCCCGUCUCGAGUCUCCAGCGACUCGUCAGUCUAGCACAAUGAUUUGUGUGUGUGUCUUCCAUUACCGCGCCGUGGGGUCUGUGCUGGUGCCUUGGAUCCGGAUGACAGCAACGGCAAAAGCCAGAAAACAGAGCGGCCCCAAGAUUCCCGUAACUUUGGCCGGCAUUGUCAAUGCGUUGAUCUUCUGGCGCUGGAAUCCCGUCCUGCGUCCGUUUGAACUUGCGUCUCCCAGCCGGGGUAAUGCUCUCGCUGGGACGAGGCUCCGUUAUCCCGCAAACCCGCCGGUGUCUCCGAGUUUCGCCGAGGAGAGGCUACAUGAGAUUCGUUGCUGGCAGAUGAUGCACUUGACGCUGUGGCUCUCGAGCCUCGAGCAGUGGGACCGCGCUGCCGGCAGGUUGACGAGGAGUUGGAUCCGGCAGGCGUGGCCCGGCCCAGUUGUCGUCUGCAAGCCGAGGCCCUCUUGCGAGUGCGGGAUCAGCUCUGGUUCGUGGGAUCUGGGGGUUGGUUGUAGCUCGUGCGUCUGA
Molecule: messenger RNA, 840 nt
Organism: Pyricularia oryzae 70-15
Lineage: Eukaryota; Fungi; Ascomycota; Sordariomycetes; Magnaporthales; Pyriculariaceae
Exons: 4
Coding region: 1-840 (279 amino acids)
Source: RefSeq, a predicted model, not a curated record